UAUAUAUAGAUAUAUGUAUUUAUUUCUUUCUGUAUUUAUAGACCGGGAAAUAGAGAAGCAGAGAGAUAUAUAGACAGAGUGAGAAUUGAAAAUGGAUUGUCUGUCAUCGGGUUCACAGGAGCUCCAUGUUCUCGCCGUUGAUGACAGCCACGUCGACCGGAAGGUGAUCGAGAAGUUGCUGAAGAUCUCUUGUUGUAGAGUUACGGCUGUAGAGAGUGGGCGGAGAGCUUUGCAAUAUCUCGGUUUGGAUGGAGAGAAGAGCUCCGUUGGAUUCGAUGAUUUGAAGGUGAAUUUAAUAAUGACGGAUUAUUCGAUGCCUGGGAUGACAGGAUAUGAGCUGCUCAAGAAGAUCAAGGAGUCAUCUACUUUGAGAGAAAUACCGGUGGUGAUCAUGUCAUCUGAGAAUAUAUUAACCCGUAUAGAUAGAUGUUUGGAAGAAGGGGCAGAGGACUUUCUCUUGAAGCCAGUAAAACUCUCAGACGUGAAACGCCUGAAAGAUUCUGUAUUAAGAGAGCAAGUAGAGGAAAAUGUCAAGAGAAAAAGUCGCAAGAGAAAACUACAAGAUGCUUACAUGCCAUCAUCAUCGCCAUCGCUGCCAACAACGUUAGCUUUUGAUCAAUCAUCAAGUCCAUCCCCACCAUCAAUACAACCUCCUACAAAGCGGCCUAGACUCCAGCGCAAUGUUGAUUGAUCUACUCUCAUUUAUAGUAGAUUUGAAUAUUCUUACCAUUCCUUGCUCAUAUAUCCAUAGUGUUCCUUGUUUGGAUGAUGGGGUGUGACACAUUUUUGUUUUCUUUUGCAUUUAACACACUCGUAGUUCUAUAUGUAACUCAAAGAUCAGAUGUCAUUGCGAGUGAUAUUCCUAGCUUGAUGAAAAAGUUGGGAGAUGAUUUUCAUUUUUUGUUCCCUGGUUUUAUAUGUAGGACUACGGAGAUAAGAUUUUAUGAUAAUACAAGGGAAGUAACAAAUA
Messenger RNA from Camellia sinensis, 970 nucleotides. RefSeq names its product two-component response regulator ARR6. NCBI's taxonomy places the organism in Eukaryota, Viridiplantae, Streptophyta, Magnoliopsida, Ericales, Theaceae. Gene Ontology annotation, biological process: phosphorelay signal transduction system; cytokinin-activated signaling pathway. The record is from RefSeq and is a predicted model, not a curated record.